AUGAGACACGGCGCCGGAGCGGUGCCACUGCUGCUCAACAUGUACCUGCCAGGCAGCGGGCAGAUCCAGCUGUGGCAGUUCCUGCUGGAGCUGCUCUCCGACCGGGCCAACCUGAACUGCAUCGCCUGGGAAGGCACAAACGGGGAGUUCAAGCUGAUCGACCCCGAUGAGGUGGCACGGCGCUGGGGCGAGCGGAAGAGCAAACCCAACAUGAAUUACGACAAGCUGAGCCGGGCACUGCGCUACUACUAUGAUAAGAACAUCAUGACCAAGGUCCACGGCAAGCGUUACGCCUACAAGUUCGACUUCCACGGGCUGGCGCAGGUGUGCCAGCCGUCCGCCCCCGAUCACACCCUCUACAAAUUUCAGGGCAACCUGGCCCCGCUGCCCUUCUCGGGCAUCUCCAAACUCAACCUCAUGACCUCGGGGGUGACGCCGGCUGGCUUCUCCUACUGGCCUGGCUCCAGCCCAUCCCUCUACCCCGGGCACGGGCUCCAGCCCUCUGCCCCGUUCAGUGCCAUGGCAGCCUCCCACCUCAACAACAUGAAUAACCAUUACCAUUAG
Messenger RNA from Haliaeetus leucocephalus (bald eagle), 564 nucleotides. RefSeq names its product FEV (ETS oncogene family) (gene FEV). Gene Ontology annotation, biological process: cell differentiation; regulation of transcription by RNA polymerase II. Gene Ontology annotation, cellular component: nucleus. Gene Ontology annotation, molecular function: sequence-specific DNA binding; DNA-binding transcription factor activity, RNA polymerase II-specific. The transcript has 2 exons. The record is from RefSeq and is a predicted model, not a curated record. The coding region runs from base 1 to 564 and encodes 187 amino acids. Lineage: Eukaryota; Metazoa; Chordata; Aves; Accipitriformes; Accipitridae.